AUGCAGAUCCUGCUGCGGCUUGGGUUGGGACGUGAGGAUUUAGCCGGCAGCUGCUCGCUUCACUUGCUUAUCCUGUCCAACGGCUAUUUCCAAACCAUUGUCAUCGCCCUCCUCUCGGCGCUACAGAUCCUUCCCGCCUCUCGUUUGCUUCGCUCCGGCGGCACAGGCAAAAAUGUCCUCGCUGACAUUGCAAGACUCAACUUGGUCGUUGCUUCCGACGACUUCGACCUCGACCGUAUCAAGCCCCUGCUGCGUGCGGCCCUCGCCGGUGAUCCAAACGAUGCCCUGAUCUGGGAUCAAGUCUACCGCGCCGUCGCCGAGUCCACCCCGCCUCCCCGCCUAGUGCCAUCUUCCUUCCAGCAAACCCCAUGGCUACACAACACGGGCAGUUUUGCCAACUCCUCGGAAUACCGCCAAGAUGUGGACAGGGCCGGAGCGCUCGAUGCCGCCGCCGAGUGCAAUCGCGUCUGGGCCUUCGCAGAGAGGCCGCAGCAGCAGCAGCACUGCUGGCAAGAAGCGAUCAUCCAGCCAGAUUGGCGCCGCCCUCCCCCCAGCAAGCGAUCUUGUUCGGCAUCCCCAACGAAGGCUAGCGGCGACGCACUAUCGAACCGGAUGCACCGACGUGUCAUCCUUCGUGACUAUGGAAAGCCCAUCUACAAGGCAAGCUCUCGGUCGGCUCUCCUUGCCGCGCUGGAGGGUUGCAUCCAGGGACACGAGUCCUUGCUCAAGGCUGGCUUCCUUCAUCGGGACAUUUCGGUCAACAAUCUGAUAAUUAACGAGGAUGACAACGAAGAUGACAACGAUCACUCCUGGUCUUCUUUCUUGAUCGACCUCGACCUCGCCGUCAGAAAGCCACGGGAGGGCGCCUGCGGAGCAAAGGGCAAAACCGGCACGCGGGCUUUUAUGGCCAUCGGUGCGCUUCUCGGCGAGCAACAUUCUUUCAUGCACGACCUCGAAUCGUUCUUCUGGGUGCUGUUUUGGAUAUGCAUUCACUACAAAGGCCCAGAUCAAGACAGAGUCGUUCCGCGGUUUGAAAAGUGGAACUACAUCGACAUGGAGGAAUUGGCUCAGGUGAAACUGGGUACGGUGUCUGACGAUGAGGUUUUUGACAAGAUCAUGGCGGAGUUCUUCAGCGAAUACUACCAACCAUUGAUUCACUGGAAACGUACCGAAUCUAUUUGGUCUGUAAUAUCUCUUGUCAGCGGCGUAGAGGUGGCCUCCGCCGCAUCAAAGCCCAAUCUCCGGCUCCCUCACGUGAACCACGUUGCCUCCAUGGGAACACUAUCCUUUAGCCGUAAGCCAGAAGGAGAUGUCUCGGUGCUGUAG
Messenger RNA from Gaeumannomyces tritici R3-111a-1, 1326 nucleotides. RefSeq lists its product as hypothetical. The coding region runs from base 1 to 1326 and encodes 441 amino acids. Gene Ontology annotation, molecular function: protein kinase activity. The record is from RefSeq and is a predicted model, not a curated record. NCBI's taxonomy places the organism in Eukaryota, Fungi, Ascomycota, Sordariomycetes, Magnaporthales, Magnaporthaceae. The transcript has 4 exons. Gene Ontology annotation, biological process: protein phosphorylation.